ACAGUCUGGAACUAGACCCGCCUCCGACGCUUGGGUUGGCCGGGGAGGAGCCAGGUAGCAGCUAUACUGACACGUAAGACUCCUGUUUUAAGGGACAAUCUAUAUCUUUUCCAAAGUUUAACAUCGAUACGACUUCCUCUUGGGAGGCUUGUAUCGUGGACCUGUUCGUGGACAGAGACCCGAGUGGAUUGUCUCAGGGUGUCGCGGUUCCGACAGCAGAUCACAAUAUGAGAUUUUCAGCCUUUAUUUCUGUCCUCCGAUCGGUCGGCCCGGUGGUCAUCGGUAUUUCUUUGGGGUUUACAUUGAGUUUACUCAGUGUGAACUGGACGGAAGAAGCGUGUUUCUCGGAUGUGAAAGAUGGUGAGGAUGUGACUUUGGGUCGAGAUGGACAGCUUAAGGGAGCUCGGAAGCCCAACUCUAUAUCGACUGCCAACGAUGUGGAAUCCGAUGGAGACUUCGAACCAAGAAUAGUGCCAUACAAACAAGUUCAGCAGGGUACCCCCAAGAAAGUUUUCAGAGCGAAAUACAUCAGCACAGAGCUGGGAAUGCGAGAGCGUCUGUUUGUUGGGGUCCUGACAUCCAAAAACACAAUUAACACCCUGGGUGUCGCCGUCAAUCGCACCAUUAGCCACCACCUGGACACCGUGGUCUUCUUCACUGGUAUGCGCAGCCGCAAAGUUCCUCAUGGCAUGUUCGUUGUGUCUCACGGAGACGAGAGGCUGAUAUGGAACAUGUUUCAGAACAUCAAAUACAUUUUAGAUCAUUACAUCAACGAAUAUGACUGGUUUUACUUUGUGCAAGAUGAUGCCUACACUGAAGCUGACAGGAUUAAAACCCUAGUAGAUCACCUUAGUAUGGACCGAGAGCUUUAUAUUGGCAGUCCUGAGGAGUUCAUCGGGGGGAAGAUGGAGGGAAAGUAUUGCUACGGAGGUUUUGGGUACCUCUUGUCACGUACCUUGCUCCUCCGACUUCAGCCCUUCCUGGAAAACUGUAGGAAUGACAUCUUGAGUGCAAGGCCUGACGAGUGGCUUGGAAGAUGCAUCAUUGAUUAUACGAGCACAAACUGUGUUGCAGAAUACGAGGGGCUAGAGUAUCACCAUUAUCAGUUGGGGAAAAACUCUGAUCCCAGUAAAGAGCAGAACGAACACUUCAAGAAGGCUCUGGUUGUCCAUCCAGUGUCUGACCCUGAGCAGAUGUACCGGCUGCACAGAUACUUCAGUGAGAUUGAACUCCAGAAGACUUACGAUGAGAUCGCUAAGCUCCAGGCAGAAAUAAUAAAUGUGAGUGUAGUUGCUUUCGAGGGAAACCGAAGCGCCCAGUGGCCUGUGGGGAUCAGUCCACCAUUUGAGCCCAAAUCUCGCUUUGAAGUUUUGAAGUGGGAACAUUUUACAGAAGAGGAGAUUUACUCAUGCAUCGAUGGCUCUCCAAAAUGUGAACUACAGGGCAUUGAUCGCAUGGAUGUCGCUGAUGUUAUUGCCACAGCCAUGGGAGAGCUAAAUAAGAAGUACAAGCCUGUCUUACACCUGAAGAAGCAGCAGCUGAUUAAUGGAUACAGGCGCUUUGACCCUGUCAGAGGCAUGGAAUAUACCUUGGACCUCCAGCUUGAGGUGGUUAACCAAAAAGGUUAUAGUCGUUCAAUCACUAAGCGGGUUCAUUUGGUGCGACCUUUGAGUCGGAUUGAGAUCAUCCCCAUGCCGUAUGUAACCGAGGCUACAAGGGUUCACAUCAUUAUACCUCUCACUCUUCAAGACCGGACUUAUGUCAGCCACUUCCUGGAGGUUUUUGCCUCGAAUGCUUUUGAGACGAGUGAAAACGCCAUCCUUACUUUCUUGUUUAUUUAUGACCCAGUGGAAGCACAGCAGGUGAAUCAGAAUGAUAUAUUUGCCAGUGUGAAAACUCAGAUAAAUGCUUAUGAACAUAAAUACCCCACAGUAAAAAUCCCGUGGAUAAGUGUCAAGACGGAAACACCAUCCCAGAUUAAGUAUAUGGAUAUCAUCUCCAAGAAGCACCCCGUUGACACUCUGUUCUUCUUAGCCAGUGCCAACACAAACAUUAGUCCUGAGUUUCUGAACCGCUGCCGCAUGAAUUCCAUCAACAACUGGCAGGUGUUUUUCCCCAUCCAUUUCCAGGACUUCAACCCUGAUGUGGCCUUUCACAACCAGCAGCAUCCUGUGACGGUCGAUCUGAUCAAGGAAGCGGGCCAUUUCGACCGCAGGUCAUUUGAAGAAGCGUGCUUUUACAACUCAGACUACAUGGCAACACGCACACGCAUGGUGGCGGACGUCCAAGAGAAUGAAGAGAUUCUAGAAACACUGGACAUCUACGACAUAUUCGUGAAGUAUUCAGGUCUCCACGUCUUUAGGGCAGUGGAGCCGGCAUUGCACCAGCAGUACAAGUACCAAGAAUGCAAUCCACACCUUAGUGAAGACAUCUAUCAUAGGUGUGUUCAGAGCAAUAUGGAAGGUGUUGGUUCCCGCUCCCAGCUCGCUAUGCUUCUGUUUGAACAAGAGCAAGGAAACAGCACUUGAAACCAGCCGUGAACCUUGUACUUGUGUUCGAAUCUAUGGUUGAAACCGGUCUUGAUGCAAUGUAGAAUUUAGACUGAACAAGUUGUACCACCCAUAAUUUUACCCUAAAAACAGCCCACAUCUGGGGUUGUGAUUACAUAAAUGACUGUGCCUGAUAUUCUCUACCAGUUGGUACACAACAUGAGUUAUUUUACUUGUGUUAGUUUUUUUUUUUUUGUGAAUGCAGUACAUUUCAAAUCUAACCUUUUCCUUAAAUGUUUACAACACUUGUUCAUACAGAUGAAUCGCUAGAACCAAAUUAUUUUCCAACACUUGUGCUUCUAAAAGCUGUGUAAAGCAAUUUCUUAACCACUAGGUGGCAGGCACGCACACUAGUAGAGCCCCGACUUUGUGCUCAGUAUCAUGCAGUACACAUCCAGUGCACACAGAACAACAUGGACAAUCAUCUGUGUAGUCUUCUUUUCCAUGAGUCCAAUGUAAUUCAGACAUUUCUUACCUUUAAAUAUUUUGUGUUAUAGAGGAGGCGUAUAAUGGACGAAUGUUUAAAAAUGGCAUUGCUGCAACUGCUUGAAUUAGUUUGACAGCAACUUGGUAAAAUGUCAAAGUUGAAUCUAAGCCCGAGUAGCACAUACAGUGUGUAAACUGUCAUGCCAUUUAAUGCGAUCUUGUUAAUUGAUGUUUAAAAUGUAUAGUUCUAAUGAGUAUAAAUCAACAUAUUGCACAGCAGGUAGUGUGUAAUUUAUGCAAGGUCAUUGAAGCUUUGGACUUUUUUAUAGUUACUGAUUAAGUAUUUACAAAAGCAGAUAUUUGUGUGUGCCUUUACACUGAAACAGCAUAUGCUGACUGAAAUUAUAUAUAAUUAUAGUAUUGUUACAACAUGAACAAGUUGAGCAAGUGUGAAAUGCAGACAAAGCCUGCGACACAGCUGGAGAGAGUGGAAUAGGUAGUGAUUUAACAUAAAGACUUUGCUUGAUUGCGACCAUCCACAGGUGGAAAAGUGCCUUAAGUUAUAUAUAAUGAUUCUUUUAGUCUCUUCUGUUUGUCAUCAGAGAUUACAGACAAAAGUGUGCAUUCCAGUAGGUGAGCGGUGUGUUUUCCCCAUGAAACUUUUUGAUGUUCCAGAAUUAUUCAUGAGGAAGAAAAAAAAACGGAAUUUUAAGCGUUUACCACAGAAAUGUUAAAUAGGUAUCCCAGGUGUGUCAUUCCUUUUUCCAAGUUCUUGCUGAAGUACUUUGCAAUAGAACUUAAAUAGUAUUGAAAUAACUGAAAUUUGUAUGAAACAUAUGUCUAUGUUACCAAGUAUAGCAGACAAUUUUAUAUAAGAUGGUAUUUAAGUGUUCCAAAGUUUAUUGCAUUGUAUUGCUAAAGAUAUUCUAUAUUUAAUGAGCAUUGGUGGAGGUAGGACCAGAAAGUUACAAGUAAACUGUUAUGUGCAAUAUUACAGAUAACACACCUGGAGAGAUGUCCAAAGUAGGAGAGAGGAAUAGCAGAGUUCAUGUUGAUAUUCUGGUUACAUAAAACGAGUGGUGCUUUCUGUUCAAUGUAAAGUUUAUACACUGUUGUUUCUUUUUACAAGUCCUUUUAAUAUAAUUUGCUGACACGAGACACUUUCAUCAUUAAAUUAACUUUGACAGAUUAAAAUAAGGGCGAGUCCUUUAUUUGACUUCAGUCGAGUAAGUAGACGUUGGAAACAUUACAUUCACAGUGGUGGUCCACACAAAUGUUUGCAGUAUUACCUGCCAUGUGAGGGCUGAUCAUGGAGGUCACCUAGCUAGUGCUACCUUUUGCAAUAAUUCCAUAGUGUAUCUCUUAAGUUGACGAGAGAAGUCUUCACCAUGACAGUACUCAGCUGACGUCGUAAGAAUGUUCUUGAUUCUUUGAUUAAUAAUGUGCAGAAUUGAGAAAUUAAUUUUUUCCAUAGCACGCUGUGAAACACAGGAGACUGAGAUCGCAGAAUGAAGUUAUUGUGAUCAUCUGCAUCCACUUUCCCCUGUGUAGACAACAUGAAGCUGAAAAAAUAAUGCAAAUGUUGUAGAUUAAUCACCUUGUGUUAUUAACACAACCGACAUUGCUGAGCAAGUCUAAAGGAUUUUGUCCAUUAUUUAUUUAUCUGUCAUUUCUCCAUAAAUUAUGCAGAACAAAGGCUCUCAUGACAUUCUCAGUCUGUGUUUAAAUAUUUGAUAGACUGUUUUUAGCCCUUUUUUAGUGUUGUCUAGACAACAUUUUAUGUUAUUAUUUUUGAUGACAAAAAUCUACUGUAUCUUACUUUGUGUUUUGAAUCAUGUUUUUCGACCACAAUGCAACUUAAAAUGCUUUUUCUUACAAGGAAUUCAUUUCAAAAUACAGAAAAAUACAAUCAUGUAAAUCGAUGCUCUGAUCUAUCAGUUUUCAGCAUUUUUGCAUAUGGGUACGAGUGAAACCAAAGCAAUAUAUUUUAAUAAAUACUCAUCACAAAUAAUUGUGUGGUGUAAUUCCUAAUGAACUGUGAAUUAUUGUAAUUUUAAAUAAAGACUUUUUUCUUA
This is a messenger RNA of Notolabrus celidotus (New Zealand spotty), 5050 nucleotides long. RefSeq names its product chondroitin polymerizing factor a (gene chpfa). Lineage: Eukaryota; Metazoa; Chordata; Actinopteri; Labriformes; Labridae. The record is from RefSeq and is a predicted model, not a curated record. The transcript has 4 exons. Gene Ontology annotation, cellular component: Golgi cisterna membrane. The coding region runs from base 228 to 2528 and encodes 766 amino acids. Gene Ontology annotation, molecular function: glucuronosyl-N-acetylgalactosaminyl-proteoglycan 4-beta-N-acetylgalactosaminyltransferase activity.